GGAGGUGGCGGCGGCGGUGGAGGAGGUGGAAGAGUCUCCUGCCCCGGCUCCUCCGACCGACACCGUCACACACCGACACCCGAGGGGUUGCCGCAGCUCUGUGCGCUGAAGAUGGCCAUCACCAUGGACCGCACGGGAAAAAUGGGAUUUCUUCUAUUGAGAAUGCUCGUGAGAUUUACUUUUAUGGUCUUCAAUAACAUGGUUGCAAUCCCGUCCUAUGUAUUAUAUUUAAUAGUUCUGCAACCUGUAAGGUUUCUAGACAGAAAACUGUUCUGGCACAUUGAAGGAGUUAUGUUUAAAUGGCUCCUGGCUAUGGUGGCUUCUUGGGGAUGGACAGCUGGAUAUACAGUUGUUGAAUGGGGCGACAACAUACAAACGAUUACAGAAGACGAAGCGGUGAUGCUGGUGAACCACCAAGCGACAGGCGACGUCUGCACACUUAUGAUGUGCCUUCAAGACAAAGGCAUGGUUGUUCGACAAAUGAUGUGGUUAAUGGACCAUAUAUUUAAGUACACAAAUUUUGGUGUGGUAUCCUUGGUACAUGGGGAUUUUUUCAUCCGACAGGGUAAAGCCUAUCGAGACCAACAACUUGUGUUCUUAAAAGAACAUUUGGAAAAGUACUACAGAAGUCGGGAUCGUAAGUGGAUCAUUUUGUUUCCAGAAGGUGGCUUUCUCAGGAAAAGAAGGGAAACAAGCCAGACCUAUGCCAAGAAAAAUAACUUGCCAUUUCUUACGCAUGUUACCCUACCUAGACUGGGGGCUACGCAAAUUAUCUUGAAUACUUUGCUAGCACAGCAAGAAAAUGGAACAGUUUCAAGUGGUGAUAUGGUAUUAAGAGAUCGAAAGCCCAAAGGUUUGCAGUGGGUCAUAGAUACUACGAUUGGCUAUCCAAACGCGGAUCCAAUGGACAUCCAGACAUGGAUUCUAGGCUACAAACAACCUACAGUCACACAUGUAUAUUACAGAAUCUAUCCUAUCAAAGAUGUUCCGAUGGAGACAGAGGCUCUGACAGAUUGGUUAUACCAGCGGUUUGUUGAAAAAGAAACGCUUUUGUCACAUUUUUAUGAAACAGGAACUUUUCCACCCCUGCCAGGCCAAAAAAAAGCUGUCUCAAAGGAGAUGACCCUUAACAACUCAUGGCUCUUUCUAAUACAGUUGCUGGCGUUCUUGUCCGGCUACAUGUGGUACUGCAUUCUUCACUAUUUUUAUCAAUGCCUGUUUUAAAAACUGGACGAGAUACGAGGACUCGUAUGUAGGGAGUUGUAUGCUCUCACAAGAGGGCAUCAUGUUAUCUGUGUGAAUGUGAAUAUGCCACAGUCGAGACAAAUAGUGGACUCAAUCAACUUUUCUUUUUGCUUUUUUUUUUUUUUUUUUUUGGACCUGUGUUGGGUCUGUUUUAAAUUCAAGAAAAAUAUGGAUCAGUGUCCGUAACCUGCUAGUGUAUUUUUAGGAACAGAAAAUGGCGUAGGGGUUCGCCUACCUGAUGAUGUGUUUUCAGGGUUAAAGUCAUCAGUCAAGAGUGAAUGCGUCUUUCUGUUAACAUUAACAAUGCCGAAAAGACACAGCCUAUCAUCAUGUUCAGUAAGUAGUACUUGCAUAUGGCAACAGUGGUCUUCUAUCAAUCAAUCCUCACCGAGAUUGUGAGUUCUACAUUUAACCUGACAGUGGCUGGGAGUUCAGUCAACCCUACAGUGGAUGUGAGUACUAUGAUCAGUCAUUCCAAUGAAGGAUGUGAGUUUCCCCACUUUACCUCUCAAAUAACCAGGCUGUUGAAGGCAUUGCCAUAUUUUUCCAUUCGUUGGUACCAUCAAAACUACAAAGUAUAAUGAAGAGUCCAUUGAGAUUCCUUAGAAUAGGCACAGAGAUUUUGCUGGAUGCCUCCAGAUGUCCUUGUAAGGCAGUACAAGGUCUUAUGUGAUAGACCAGUAAGGAAAGAAAGGCCAUCCUUAAUUUAUGUUUACCACAAAGCACCUAGUUUACUAAAACAAGUUUCAUCCCUCCUGAGGAUAAAUGUCUACUCGCCUGUGAAGACUUUUUUGUUUGUUUUUGUUUUGUUAACAUGCAGCAUUUUGUAUAUGAAUUUUAAUA
Molecule: messenger RNA, 2088 nt
Organism: Pelobates fuscus (common spadefoot toad)
Lineage: Eukaryota; Metazoa; Chordata; Amphibia; Anura; Pelobatidae
Gene: LPGAT1
Product: lysophosphatidylglycerol acyltransferase 1
Exons: 8
Coding region: 112-1224 (370 amino acids)
Biological process (GO): phosphatidylinositol acyl-chain remodeling
Cellular component (GO): endoplasmic reticulum; endomembrane system
Molecular function (GO): acyltransferase activity
Source: RefSeq, a predicted model, not a curated record